Messenger RNA from Cydia strobilella, 621 nucleotides. RefSeq names its product small ribosomal subunit protein mS23 (gene mRpS23). Lineage: Eukaryota; Metazoa; Arthropoda; Insecta; Lepidoptera; Tortricidae. Gene Ontology annotation, molecular function: structural constituent of ribosome. Bases 99 to 584 code for a protein of 161 amino acids. Gene Ontology annotation, cellular component: mitochondrion; ribosome. Gene Ontology annotation, biological process: translation. The transcript has 3 exons. The record is from RefSeq and is a predicted model, not a curated record.
AGUCAGUUCAGUUCGCAUACCUAUUUAUUUACUUCGAUUAAUUUUAACCUAAAGUCUCUUUAAAUUAUCAAUUAAAAUCAAGAUAUUAAAGUAUAAAAAUGGCGAGUAGUAGACUGGAAAGAAUAGGCACAAUUUUCACAAGAGUGGAGGGCCUGAUUACUCGUGGAGCAAUGAAGCCAGACGACCGACCGCUGUGGUUUGACAUCUACAAGAGGUUCCCGCCGCUCACAGAACCCAAAUUUGCAAAGCCGUUGCCAGAAAUCAAACCCAUAAGACCUAUUCUUUAUGAAGAAGAUGUUGUUAGAGCGAAAUUCCAUUCUGCCGGACAAGGCUACGGCGUAAUCAACAUGCUAAGCCCAACCGGAGAAACGCCUAUAAAGAAGCUAGUGAAACAAUACGAAAAGUUGAAGGCUGAAGGUGUUCCAGAGACCGAGCUCGUUGAGAAGGUUUCCGCGGCCGUGGAUACGCAAUAUACACAGCGACAAGAGGCUGUGCCGCAAAAACCGAUCGUUAAAAACCCGGAUUCAGUAACAGCGCAAGUUCUGGCAGAAGCAGACUUGAAAAAUAUUUUCAUUGAGAAAUAAAUCAUUUUACUGUACGAACAUAUAUAGUUUAGAAUAA